AAAUAAUUACCAUUUCCUUUCUGCUGGACAGGCUUUCUUAAUCACAAUAUGCCCGGCAUAGCAGAUCCUAGCGACCUUAGCACACGCUCGAAGAAGCGCAAGCAGUCCUCAAAGGAAGCCAAUCCCUCUUCCAAGCGUCGGGCCGUUGCAAGCGAUAAGAUCAAUGGAGAGCAGGCGAAGAUCGAGGAAUUGGAGGCGCAGAUCUCGGAGUCGAGGAAAUACUACAACAACAUCGCAACUUUGAUUUCCAUGCUGAACAGCGAUGAUCAGCCGAACCUCGCUGUCGCUGUUUCUCUCUGUCGCGUGUUCUGUCGGCUUAUCGCCGGUGGUGAUUUACAGCAGUCGUCGAGAGCUGCUGAGCAGGAGCAGAUUAUCGUGGCUUGGUUGAAGGAAAGAUUACAGGAAUACCAGGCUUUUCUUCUAAAGACUAUCCGUCAUUCUGAUUCUUCCUCGCAGAUUACUUCCUUGACCUUGUCGAUGCGGAUUAUCAGCACCCGUGCUACCCAUAUACCAGAAGCAGAAAUCCAAGCAUGGACAACCGGUCUUUUUUCUUCUGUCUUCGAGGCUCUGGUCGAAGCCGAGGAUGGCCAGGGAGUACGGACAGAGUUUGUUGAGAAGUUCAUGAAAGAAUACGACGACGUUAGAUUUUAUACCUUUCAAAAGAUCUCAACAUACGCAGCUGAAAAUCGCCCUGCCGAAACCAUCGAAGUACUCAUCUGGAUUCUCUCCCAAUGCGACUCUACAAUCCCCCAAGACCACACGUUCACCAGUUUCUACGGCAAAACUCCAAGCGCACAAAAAGCGCAAAAGAAUCCUCUCUUAUCUGUGAAUGGCCACAAGAGACGAGCGCAAGAGGCCUGGCUGGCCAUUCUUCGCAACAACCUUUCCGAGUCCCAGCGAAAAGCCCUCCUCAAAAAGAUCACUCACACCAUCGCGCCGUGGUUCUUCCGUCCGGAGCUAUUGAUGGACUUCUUAACCGACUCGUACAAUUCCGGCGGAUCUACCGCGCUUCUCGCUCUAUCUGGUCUCUUCUACCUGAUCCAGGAAAAGAACCUGGACUAUCCACAGUUCUACCCAAAGCUAUACUCGCUUCUAGACUCAGAGCUUCUCCAUUCAAAGCACCGCUCGAGAUUCUUCCGUCUUUUGAACUCGUUCCUCGCAUCAACACAUUUGCCCACUACCCUUGUUGCCAGCUUCAUCAAACGCUUGUCUCGGCUCGCAUUAAACGCACCGCCGAGUGCCAUCGUUGCCAUCGUCCCAUUCAUCUACAAUCUCCUAAAAGACCACCCUACCUGCACAUUCAUGCUCCAUCGCACUCUUCAGGACAACAAAGCAAAAGCCAAAAUAGAGGCCCACGGCAUGAGCGAUCCCUUCAACCCCGACCAACCAGACCCAACCCUCACUCACGCCAUCGAGAGCAGUUUAUGGGAAAUCGAGACCCUGCAAUCUCAUUAUCACCCGAAUGUGGCCGCGAUUGCGCGGAUUAUAUCAGAACAGUUCACGAAGCAAUUGUAUAAUCUUGAAGAUUUCCUGGACUAUAACUACCAUGGUAUGCUUCUGGCGGAGUUGGGGGCUGAAGAGAAAACGUUCAAGAAAGCUCCGGUCGUGGAGUUUCAGAUACCCAAACGGAUCUUCACGGAUAGGUUGUUAGAGGAAGAUAAUGGCGAGGACAGCGCGCCGGGAAGUCUGCUUAGAAGAUUGUGGGAUUUUAGUUCCUAGUUUAAUACAUUGACACAUACGAGGAAUGCUGGGGAUGUAACCUCUACUAGAGUAAAUAUCUAUGCAGAUCAAUACUUUAUUCC
Molecule: messenger RNA, 1802 nt
Organism: Talaromyces proteolyticus
Lineage: Eukaryota; Fungi; Ascomycota; Eurotiomycetes; Eurotiales; Trichocomaceae
Product: putative ribosome biogenesis protein Noc4
Exons: 3
Coding region: 49-1719 (556 amino acids)
Biological process (GO): ribosome biogenesis
Cellular component (GO): nucleolus; small-subunit processome; Noc4p-Nop14p complex
Source: RefSeq, a predicted model, not a curated record